AUGACUUCUAUUAUAGGCGUUUCUUCUAUCUAUCCCCAGACUCCAUGUAGUGAGCUUUACAGAAGAGCAGCAGCUUCAACGACAACAACAACAGCUACAACUAGCAGCCCUUCUCUUUCUCUUGCGUUUCCAGAUAGGCCUCACUUUAACAGUGUUUUGAGAGCCAAGAGUGGCCUGGUCAGGCAGUCUAGUCUUGUUGCUUCAGCUAUUGCAACGCCCAAUUCGGUGCUCAGUGAAGAGGCGUUCAAAGGGCUCGGUGGCUUCUCUAAAGACUCUCUGGACUCGGACUCGGAAUAUGACUCUGAAACUGAGCCAGCUUCUGCUGCCAGUGAUGAUGAUGAGCUCGCUCUUUCCAAGUUGGGUUUGCCCCAGCGCCUCGUCGACAGCCUUGAGAAACGUGGCAUUUCAAGCCUUUUCCCUAUUCAGAGGGCUGUGCUAGUACCUGCAUUGGAAGGUCGAGAUAUCAUUGCUCGUGCAAAGACUGGGACUGGAAAGACAUUAGCCUUCGGAAUUCCAAUACUGAAGCGCCUCACAGAGGAUGAUGAACAGAGAAGUUCUCAUAGGCGGACUGGUUAUCUUCCUAGGGUUCUGGUCCUUGCACCUACUCGGGAGUUAGCGAAACAAGUGGAAAAGGAGAUUAAAGAAUCUGCACCUUAUCUAAACACUGUUUGUGUGUAUGGGGGAGUUUCGUACAUAACACAACAAAGUGCUCUCUCACGUGGAGUUGAUGUGGUGGUUGGAACUCCUGGUCGAAUUAUUGACCUGAUUAAUGGUAACAGCCUCAAACUGGGCGAAGUUCAAUAUUUGGUACUCGAUGAAGCUGAUUCAAUGCUUGCUGUUGGAUUUGAGGAGGAUGUGGAAGUAAUUUUACAAAAGCUUCCAACUCAGAGGCAAAGCAUGCUGUUUUCUGCAACUAUGCCUACUUGGGUGAAAAAACUAGCACGGAAAUACUUGGACAACCCAUUGACGAUUGAUUUGGUUGGUGACCAAGAGGAGAAGCUUGCAGAAGGGAUCAAACUUUAUGCUUUAUCAACCACUGGAUCUUCAAAGCGGACCAUUCUUAGUGACCUUAUAACGGUUUAUGCAAAGGGUGGGAAGACCAUUGUUUUUACACAAACAAAACGAGAUGCUGAUGAAGUCUCAAUGUCAUUAACAACUAGCAUAGCUUCUGAGGCAUUGCAUGGAGAUAUAUCGCAGCAUCAAAGAGAGAGAACAUUAAAUGGUUUUCGGCAAGGGAAAUUCACUGUGCUUGUUGCCACUGAUGUUGCAUCCCGUGGACUUGAUAUUCCCAAUGUUGAUUUGGUGAUCCACUAUGAACUUCCCAAUGAUUCAGAGACAUUUGUACAUCGUUCUGGGCGUACUGGACGUGCAGGGAAACAAGGUACUGCCGUUCUGAUGUUUACUAACAACCAGAGGAGAACAGUUAGAACUCUUGAGCGUGAUGUGGGGUGCAAGUUUGAGUUUGUUAGUCCCCCAACUAUUGAAGAAGUUUUGGAAUCUUCUGCUCAGCACGUGGUUGCUACUCUCAGUGGAGUUCAUCCUGAAUCUGUACAAUUUUUCACACCAACUGCACAGAAAUUGAUUGAUGAACAGGGAACAAAUGCCCUUGCUGCUGCACUAGCACAGUUGAGUGGAUUUUCUCGACCUCCAUCAUCCCGGUCCCUUAUCACUCACGAGCAGGGAUGGACGACAUUGCAAAUUAUUAGAGAUCCAGCUUUUGCCAGAGGGUUCCUGUCUGCUAGAUCUGUCACUGGGUUUCUUUCAGAUGUUUAUUCUGCAGCUGCUGAUGAAGUUGGAAAAAUACAUAUAAUUGCGGACGAAAGGGUUCAAGGAGCAGUUUUUGAUCUUCCAGAAGAGAUUGCAAAAGAGUUACUAAAUAGACAAAUACCUCCUGGAAACACUAUUUCCAAGAUAACCAAGUUGCCAGCUCUGCAAGAUGAUGGGCCAGUGAAUGACUACUAUGGCAGAUUUUCAGGCAGAGAUCGGAAUAGUCGACGGGGAGGUUCUAGGGAUCGUCAAGGAUCAUCAGGUUUUAGAAGUUCCAGGGGUUGGGGUUCCAGUGAUGGUGCCGAUGAUUCAUUUAGGAGUGGUGGUAGAGGUGGUGGUAGAGGUGGUGGUCGAAGUUAUGGAAAUAGCAACAGUCAAUCUCGGACUUCAAGAAGCAUAGAUGAUGAUUGGCUUAUUGGAGGUAGACCAUCAAGCAGGUCAUCAUCCCGAGACAGUUCCAGAAGCUUUGGAGGUUCCUGUUUCAAUUGUGGGAGGUCUGGCCACAGGGCAUCAGAAUGCCCUACCAAGCAAGGAUAUUAG
Messenger RNA from Prunus armeniaca (apricot), 2307 nucleotides. The record is from the annotation of a GenBank genome assembly. Lineage: Eukaryota; Viridiplantae; Streptophyta; Magnoliopsida; Rosales; Rosaceae.